This is a messenger RNA of Chrysemys picta bellii (western painted turtle), 2278 nucleotides long. It is a transcript of the gene PIGY, whose product is annotated as phosphatidylinositol glycan anchor biosynthesis class Y. The record is from RefSeq and is a predicted model, not a curated record. Gene Ontology annotation, biological process: GPI anchor biosynthetic process. Gene Ontology annotation, cellular component: glycosylphosphatidylinositol-N-acetylglucosaminyltransferase (GPI-GnT) complex. Lineage: Eukaryota; Metazoa; Chordata; Testudines; Emydidae.
AUGUUCCUGUCACUGCCUACGCUAACUGUACUUGUUCCACUGUUGUCCUUAGCUGGUCUGUUUUAUUCAGCCAGUGUGGAUGAAAAGUUCCCAGAGGGCUGCACCAGCACAACCAGCUUGUGUUUCUAUAGUCUGCUUCUUCCCAUUACCAUACCAGUUUAUGUGUUCUUUCAUCUUUGGACCUGGAUGGGUAUUAAACUUUUUAGACACAACUAAUAAGGCAAAAGCAGAAAAGUAGACUUGCCAACCUUAUGGCCUACCCACACCCUAAUAUUAUAUUCUGUGCAGUUGCAAUGGUCUAGCAUUAGUGGUGGUCUUUAUUAAUCUCCCAAUGACACCUGAAAAUGUAACGUUCUGCACAAGCCUUGAUGCACAAUGGCCUCAUUAGUGCUAAGAGAUAAUUAAAUAACAUUUUCUCUUGUUCCUCCUCCAUGUUAGUGUGUCCCAUCAAAAUCGAUGGGUGUGUUGUAAGGCUAUGCUACUAACCUGUCAAAGGUGUUGUGUCUCUUUGCUAAGAAUAAAUAUUGUGCACUGAUUGAGAUGAAUUAUUUUAAAUAGGUUAGGGUGAGUUUCACUAUGCCUCUUUCAAUAAGCAGCACUGUCAUGCAGUAGUUGUCUUGCUGGUUUGAACUGAUGGCUGCAGUGGAAUGCAUUUGUCUUACUGGGCUAUGGAAAUAGAGUAUAAUACACCUCUACCCCCAUAUAACGUGACCCGCUAUAACACGAAUUCGGAUAUAACGCGGUAAAGCAUGCUCCGGGGGGGCAGGGCUGCACACUCCGGUGGAUCAAUGCAAGUUCAAUAUAACACGGUUUCACCUAUAACGUGGUAAGAUUUUUUUUUUAUUUUUUUUGGCUCCCAAGGACAGCGUUAUAUCGAGGUAGAGGUGUACAUCAAACUUGUAUCCACAUGUGCUUUGCAGACUCUAUUAGGAUCUCUUUGGUCACUACUGAAAUGCAGGCACAUUGGAGGUGGCAUCCAUUUAUGCACCUGUAAAGCUAUAGGUCUAAUUUUAGAUGGGGAAGUGAAAAGUAAUGUCUCUAAUUAAAUUAUAGGGGAAAUGAAGACGGCAUUUGUCAUUACUGAAAUAGGCAUUAUUAUGAUUGCCAGGAUAGCAGAGCUGGUACACCUAUUCAUGGGAUAGUAGCCUGGGGGCUCCUGGAACCUGUGACAACUGGCAAAGGUCCCUACCAGCUGGGGAUAGCAGCAGUGCGGCAUGUAGCAACCAUACCCUCUCCCCAGCCCUUCGCCAGAUCUAUGCUGUCUGGGGAAAUGCAGUACAAAGGGAGCAGAGAAGGGCUCAGAAUCUGACCUAUUAAAAUAUCCAUUGGUUGCUGUUAGAUCUCACUACAGGAUGAUACGGUCAUAUAGGUUUCUAUUUUCCAAACUCAUAUUAGCACUACCCAAUGGAGUGCUCUUUCACUGCUAGGUCACCUCCUUAUGACUGUUGGGUAGUCUGCUGUAUGUGAAAGUGGUGGCCAGGCAAACUGAUGUCUGUACAACACAAGUCAUCUCCAUGACAGCACUAGGGGCCAAGAACUGACUUGGCCACAGAGACUAACUGCUGCUGUCCCUAUUGGAGAUGGCCUCCCGCACACCAUGGAUGAGAUGCCCCAGCGGCACAGCAUGGGAGAUGACUGUAUAGCUGCUGCCUUUGCUGUACCAUCAUGUAGUUACAAAGGAGGCUUCAGUUUCCAUUUCUGUUGGUCUGGCACCAACUAUCAUGAAAAAACAAUUAGAUGGAAGAGUGAAUAAGGUCCUGACCUGGCAGGAAAUCUGGGUAGUGGACUUUAAUGGAGCUCUGCAUGGGCCCAGGAUCAGAGAGUCAUAUAGGCUUCUAUGUUCCAAACUCUCAUCAGCACUAUGGACUGGAGUGCUCUGGUUAUCAUAUCCACGCCACGAGAGACAGCAAAUGCAACAACUCGUUACCCAACUUUUUUUCUUUUGGUGGUGGUGGUCCUUCUUCCCUGCCAGCAGUUCCCACCCUGCGUCUACCGCAGCAGUGUGAACGCGCAGGUUCACUCUGCCGUUUACUCCACGCCUUACAGCAUCGAAUGCCCUGCCUACAGCUUUGCUUCGUUAAGCAACACAUCAAAAAUACCGUCUGCCCUCCCAGAUUAUAACUAGUUGCUUUUCCCUAGAGCAUCUUAUUACUCUCUUCUGAUUUCUCAGUAACUAAAUCUUUAAGAAUAUUUACCUGUAGUUUGGUUUGUUUAUAUAUAAAUUCAUGUAUGUAAACUACCAUCCAAUUAAAUACAGACUCUGUGAAAAUGGGAUAAA